GUUGACUGCCACUAUUGGUGUUAACGGUUGUCUGCUCUGUUUUGUUGACGAAACAAGAAAUUUUCCGAAAAUAGAUUGAUCUGGAAAUGCUUGCCAAAUGAAGAGUGUAGCUGCUGGAAUCUCCCGCCAGUGGGAGAAAGUGUUCUCUCAUGUGAACAGAGCAGUAGUGUUUCUAGAUCAAGGGGUUGGAGAGCUUCUCCAUUGGCAGGGAGGCCUUACAAGAUUGCUCAAGGCAGGGGCCUCUGACGUGAAAGAGUUCUCAUCUUUUGAGAGUGGGGCGGAGUCAGACAAGAAGGCUGUGUUCAUUGUCAGUGGCUUGUUGGAAGGUGAUAACAGAGAAAUUAUUUGUGACAUUCUACAGGCCAGCAACUUCCAGUACGUGGUGGUAGUGGUAUGUCAGGGGUCGGCCAGCCAUGCAUUCAGCAUGGAUGGACACACUGAUGAAGAUCCUGAAUUCUUUAAUCAAGUUGAAGAGAGGGUGCUGGAAUGGAUGGGAAACAUGAACUACACAGCUGAGGUAUUCCACAUCCCGCUGUCCACUAUCAGUAUAGGUAACUCUGUUUUCCUUCUACCUGGAUACUCAAGAUUAUCUCCCCUGAUGGAAUCUGAUGUCAGGCAGAUAGAGCUGCAGUACAAUAACUCUCACAGCAAGGCUGAGCACAAGGACAUAGAUUCGUUGAAAAGUGUGGACUUCAGUGUGCUACCUAAACAUCUUCAAGUGCAAUUCAAGUGUUUUGUGAGCAGCGUAGAUGGGCUAUUGGCUGAGUUGGGGGUGAGGGAGGACAUCUAUGCUAUGGGCCACACAAGCGCUUUGCUUGCAUCUGAGUUGGAAUCAUUUCCUACUGCCAGAAAUAGAAGAAAGACAAAGACAGAGCGAGCCUCAAUCUUGUUCGUAGACAGAAGCCUUGACCUUGCUGCUGUGACCUCUCACACUUCUGAGAGCCUGAUGGACAGGAUACAGAUGAUGUUACCAAGGUUACCAGGUCAUGUGACUGAUGUCAAGGUCAACAUGGCACCACUCUGUCAUGUGGACAGAGAGACAGGAAGCUCAGUGAUAGCUCCAGGUUGCCUAGCGACGCAGACAGGAAGUGAGGGGCACCUCCAAGCCAUGAUGACAGGGAAACAGAAGGAGGCUCUAAUGGAGGUCAACAGACAACUUGUAGAGGCAGCAGCUCAGUGUGACCUCCCUUUGUCACUGUCAGGAAAACCUGGCAGGGUCACUGCUGAGCAACUAGACUCUACUCUGAAAUUGUUCAGGGGAAAAUACAAACAAAUUAUGAAUCAUCUUGAUUGGAUACAAGUUUCCAUGGCAACCUCAGAGAUGUUGAGUCAUCCUGACAAUCGCCAUAUUGAUGAGCGUAUCAGUGUUGAAAAAGGCUUGCUGCAGAGCUUAGAUGAUCCGAGUGGCCUGGAGGCUUUGUCUCAGGUUCAACAGAUGCUUGCCAAGAAACAUGAGGAUAGAUGGAUUUACAGUAUAGAUGAUGUGCUAUGUAUGCUAGUAUACCUCUACUCCCUUGUGGGUCCACCAAUACUGGAACAUGAAGAAACAGAGGAAGAAAUUCAGAAAUCAAUACUGGAUCGAGUUCUAGCUGAGAAGGGAUCACUACCAUCAAUAAUCAAGUCCAUAGUGACAGUAGGGGGAAAAGUGGGAGACCGCCUGAUUGUUUCUGAGCUUCUGGAUGGUGUUUGGGAGAAGCUGGCUGCAGUAGCUCAGGCCCGAGCCAACAUGCGUGAGUUUAGAGAGAUCCUUGAGCCUGGCUCUGCAGUGAGCCCGGUAAGUUUGAACCCGCUUAUAAGACAACUGGUGUCGGCCAUCUUGGAUCCUGGCAAGCCGGACCUGCCAGAUGUGGAAAACAAGUCAUCUGGCCUUAAGGAUAUGCUCAAGUCUGGAUUUGGGUUGUUCCGAGCAGUAAGUAAGCCUCGCCCCAGUGAUCACCCCUUGCUGAUACUCAUCUUCAUUGGAGGUGUGACCUGCACAGAGGUCAAACAGGUCAAGGAUCUAGUCAAUCAACUCAAGCCAGGCAUUCAGGUGGUUAUUGGAAGCACACGGUUGUUAACUCCGCAAGAGGCUGUGAUGACAGUUCUGGGGGCAGACUCCGCUUUAAGUGACAGUAUAGAAUAGUGCAUUCACUGGAUUCGGAAUUAUGCUUCAUGCUGGAUCUGUAUAUAAUAAAUAUAAAUAUAAUACCUACAUAUUGUUAUAGAGUUUUGUUUAAAUGGUAUAUUAUGAACUGACUUAGGGGCAGACAAAAAUUAAGGCAACAAUGAAUUUUCACUGGAUUGCCUUUUGUGCCCUUUUAUUCUGUAAUAAAACAGAUAAGUGUUGACCUCUGCAUUAGAUAUUGGGUAUUUGCAAGAGGCUUUGAUGUCAGUUCAGAGGGCUAACGACUUCAGGGGAAGUUUGUUUGGGAUAGUGUUAUCACUAGAUUUUGUUUUGUGUCCUUCUGCAAUAUACUAUAAUACAAUUGACCAGUGUUAGUGUCCACACGUUGUGUUAACUAUAGAGAUGCCAGAGAUUGUCAGUCGUACAAUCAAAGUGGUUAUUGUGGCAUGUGCCCAUGCGCAUAGACUUCAUAGAAAUACCGUCGAAAUACCUUCAACAAUAUUGUUAUUUGUUAAACAAUAAAAUAAGUUGAAUGACUAUGAA
Mya arenaria is the source of this 2647-nucleotide messenger RNA. RefSeq names its product sec1 family domain-containing protein 2-like. Bases 98 to 2122 code for a protein of 674 amino acids. Lineage: Eukaryota; Metazoa; Mollusca; Bivalvia; Myida; Myidae. The record is from RefSeq and is a predicted model, not a curated record. Gene Ontology annotation, biological process: vesicle-mediated transport; intracellular protein transport. The transcript has 16 exons.